UCCCAAUCAGUCCGCUGGGGCGAAUGGUCACGUUGGUCCUCUUACGGCUACCGUAUUUCCUGUUGCUGGGGGUGCGGUUUGUGAUUAGAACAAGAAGAAACGUAUUAACAGGAUUAUAAUAUAUUGACAUUGUACAUAAUAUGAUAUGAAAGUGAAAGCGAGAGGUACAGGGGAAACUGAGUGUGUAUAAAGCGUUGUGAGAGGUCUGGAGAGCGGCGGGGAUGCGGCUUCCUGAUGGGAAACAUUUUCGGCAGAAAGAGACUAACCCGAGUCACGGAGCAGGACCGAGCCGUGCUGCAAUUAAAGCAGCAGAGAGAUAAGCUGAAGCAGUACCAGAAGAGAAUCAACCUGCAUCUGGAGAAGGAGAGACUGCUGGCACGGCAGCUGCUGCGAGAUGGAAAGAAACCGAAAGCCUUGCUGCUACUUAAAAAGAAGAGAUACCAGGAACAGCUUCUGGAUAAAACAGAAAACCAGAUCAGCAAUCUGGAGCGCAUGGUUCAAGACAUCGAAUUCGCCCAGAUCGAGAUGAAAGUCAUUGAAGGAUUAAAGAUCGGCAAUGACUGUCUAAAGAAGAUGCACGAGGUUAUGUCUAUUGAAGAUGUGGAGCGAAUAAUGGAGGAGACACAAGAUGGAAUAGAUUAUCAGAGGCAAAUUGACGAGGUGCUGGCAGGAAGUUUAACACGGGAGGACGAGGAUGCUGUGCUGGCUGAGUUGGAAGCUCUUACUCAGGGAGAAGAGGAGGAGGAGGAGGUAGAAGAGCUCCCGGAGGUCCCCACGGAGCCCCUCCCCAAGGUCCCAGACACAGAGCCAGAAAAGGAGAGGGUCAAAAUCAAGCCUCAACAGGAGCUGUUGGCAGCUUCAUAACCAGCCUGCUUCUCUAUCCAUCUUCCCAUCGCCCUUCUGUCUCUCUCCACUUCUGUCAAUCCUUUCUCCAUCCUCCAUCCUCCAGUCUUUUUCUGGGGAUAGCUAGAUUUCAUUCUAGAUUUGUUUUGUUUUUAAAAACAGAAGUCUUACAUUAUCAGUGUCUUCUGAUUUAUGAUUAUGACUCCCCCCCCCAUUUAGGACUUAACGGGUUUGUCUCCUUUGUGCAAAGUAGGUGUUUUUAAAGCAGUAGAUAGAUUUGAGUUUCCUAGAAUGACAUCAGCCUGUAAAACAGUGUCCAUGUUACAGGUGUGCUAAUAAUGACAAUUCAGUGGGAAUGAAAAUUCAGAAAUGUAACAGGGGCAAAGAAAGUUUAAUUAUGUUUUUUAAUCGCAUUGAACUCACUCAUUGUCUGCAGUUAAUUAAAAGGCAAUGGUAGUAUGUAAUCAUUGCUAAACAAUAUAUUUCAUACUUUUGACUGACAGUGUGUUAACAGAACUGUCAUUUAAUAGAAAGUCCAAGAAAGAAAUCUGUCAGCUAUGCAUUAAGCCCUCGUCCCUUCCCUCAUCGAUACCAUAUUUCAUAUUGCAUCUGCAGCAGUCCAAUUCUGUCUUCCUGGGAACAUAUUCAUAAAGCUGUCGUGCACAGGUGAAUGCAAAUUAUUUACUGCCAAGUUAAUUCUUUAAGAAUACAACCCAUUUUUUAUUGUAACAGACUGUAUUAAAACACAAUUGUAACAAGUGCAGUGACGCCACAGAUAACCACUAGGGGCCUCUGUUUCUAACAAUCCUGGCUUUUAUGAGUCAAGAAUUGACUCGAGGUGAGCUCUACGGGAGAGAGCACUACUGUUACCGAUAAUCGCGUUGCCUGCUUCGUGGAUGUUAAUGAUCAUAUGACAUUUGUUAAAGAAGUGCAAGUGGUAAUUAACCCACCAUGGGGACAGAGCCUCAUCCUCCCUUAAAAGGGCUAUGCUGGGUCAAUAUCCUCAGAUAAAUACACGGCUGGGUUAAAUUUCCUAAGCUUUUGCUCUGGUGCAGUUUGAAUAUUCCAAACUGUUAACAUUUAAAAACAUCUGUAUAAUAGAACAAACAAAAAUUGACCUUAUAAGAUUGUCUUUUGUUUAGUUUUAUAAUACCUUCUCCUUCCAAUAAUUAAACCACUGUUUUAUCUGAGAGAUGUUCUGCUGGAUUCUGUUCUCUGUAGUGAUGUAUUCUGAUGCACUCCGACUUUGUGCAGGUCAGUAAGUUAAAUUGUAGGCACAAUUCAUUGUAAAAUAAAAAGAGAGAUAAAAGCAGCAGGCAGAAACAACCAUAGAAGGAAACUGCUGUUUAUCCUCACUGUGAGGACAAAUCUGAGAUUAAGCAUCUUUAAACAGCUGAUUUUAUGAAGCAGUUGGUUUUGCAAUCGGGCACCUGCAUCUUUUAACAUGCGUCUGGGUGAAUGUGCACUUUUACCUCUCCAUUCAGUUCUUACCAUCCUGUAAAAAACAAUGUCAGAAUGUGUUUUUAUUUUAUUAUUGUAAUCCAUCUGUGCUCAUGGAGGUAUCUCUAAAAAUACAGUUCUUACUGAGUAUAUUAUCAGGUCAGGGGUACAUUAGAAAACAGUCUAUGGGGUUGUCACUUUUUUGGUAUGCUGCAACAAUAAAAGUAUUUUUAAUUGUU
Messenger RNA from Acipenser ruthenus (sterlet), 2522 nucleotides. Its product is annotated as charged multivesicular body protein 6. The record is from RefSeq and is a predicted model, not a curated record. Gene Ontology annotation, cellular component: ESCRT III complex; multivesicular body. Gene Ontology annotation, biological process: vesicle budding from membrane; late endosome to vacuole transport via multivesicular body sorting pathway. The transcript has 8 exons. The coding region runs from base 235 to 864 and encodes 209 amino acids. NCBI's taxonomy places the organism in Eukaryota, Metazoa, Chordata, Actinopteri, Acipenseriformes, Acipenseridae.